Porites lobata is the source of this 2814-nucleotide messenger RNA. The record is from the annotation of a GenBank genome assembly. Lineage: Eukaryota; Metazoa; Cnidaria; Anthozoa; Scleractinia; Poritidae.
GUGGUAUUGAGCUUGACAAUAUUUUUUAGAAAAAGUCAGUGUUGGUUUUCUUUUCCACCUAUUCACUUCAGCUGUUCCAAUAGAGACUAUCCGGUAAAUUACAUUUUUAUAAACUAUAGAGGCUUCCAUUAAUUGUUUUGUUUAAGUGGUCGUGUUACUAAUCUUUUCUAAAUGCUUUUGUCAGAAAGCGAAGACUAUUUAAAAUCAGCAGUUAAUAGCUGUACUAAUUUGUUUGUGAUUACUUCUAUUAUUUCCUUAAGCUGAAGUCUGCUACGACAAGUAUGGAUGCUUUAGCAAUGCAGCACCUUUUGAUCAUCGCUUUGCCUUUCUGCCACUACCACCAUCGGUGAUCUCGCCAACGUUUGACCUCUACACCAGGUCCAACUUGGAACAGCAAGAGACAAUUAACGAUUAUGACCUAAACAUGCUUCAGCAGUCUCACUACAAUAAAACUAGGAAAACUGUGAUUGUCGUGCAUGGAUUUAUUGGUAUGUAACAUUAUUGCUACGUAUAGAAAAGACCCCAACCCUCCGAACUCGUACCUGUCCUUCUAAUAGCUCGAACGACAAUGAUCUCAAAGAAGUUUCCAAAGCAACCUUAAGAAAAGAACUUGAAGACGUGCAGAACGUCACAAUUAAGAACCAAAGGUUGGCCUUUUGUUGGUUGUUAACGGAUCAUUAGCUCAUCCCACCCAUCCACAACACCAAAAAAACUACUCUUUUACAAUCGUGGUCGUUUCGCCCAUUGGCAUUCGCUAGGACUUGAAUCGAUUCGCCUGAUGACAUGCAACUACACUCUACUACAUGGUGAACCUACUUCUCCAAGAUAUUAUUUUAGUUAAUCUUGGAUUCCACAUCAUGGUGCAGUCCCUGUCUUUCCAUGGUUAUUCGAUCCUUUUUCUCAGGCUUAAAGAACGACAAAUACACAUCGGGCCAAUCGACUUAGUCUGGGCUAAUCAACCUUCGGGCGAAACGACCUGAUACCUUCUUUUACAGCCAGUUGACCAGUACCUUUCCAAGGCGGCUUUCUGAUUGGUCCGUUCUGCUUCGCAACGAGCGUACCGGAGAGUACUGAGCGGAAAUAGGACACGUUUUCAAAGAGGCCCUGUGAUUGGUCCGUUUUGUCAAGCUUUGUUUCGCGUCUGCUUCACCCAAAGAAUCGAUCAAUACAUAAGUACAUGUGCAUGGUAUCCCUUGCUUUGCAGCUGCAAUCCUUUGAUAUUUGAAUGGAUUUUUCUAAAUACCGUCUUGCCUUAUUCCAACAAGAGUUGCCUAGCAGACUCCCUUAUUUAAAGAGAUGGCUCGUUUUAGACGGUCUGUUAAGUUCCAACGUUUUCUAUGGUUGAUAUAAAACGCGCGCUCAACUGUCCUAAUCCUCUACUUGAUAACGUUGAAACCAACCAAGCAAUUCUUCAACAAUCAUUUUUAUGGCUAAUCUUGCAGAGCUCCAUCCGAGCUGGAUGACGCGAAUGAAAGAUGGUUUGUUGGGAAAACUUGACUGUAAUGUUAUUCUUGUGAACUGGCCCAAAGGAAGCUUACCUCCGUAUGCUCAGGCCACAGGGAACACUCGCCUGGUAGGAGCCAUGAUAGGAGAGCUGAUUAAGUUCCUCAUUUCUCAGACCCAAGGUUCUGCGGACCUCUUCCAUGUGGUGGGAUUCAGUCUUGGAGGUCAAAUCGCUGGUUACACUGGUAGUCAUUUGAGGAAGGCGGGAUUAACGUUAGGGCGGAUUACAGGUAAUAAUUAUCCAUGUGUUUUUCCUAUUUUUCGUGCUGUGUGAAACAUUGCAAGGUCCAGCCCACCCUUUGUACUUGUACUACAUGACGGCUUGAAAAAGAAAUAGAUCGUCUAACAAAAGGUCCGUGUAGAUGGUAACCACGUCUUAAAAAAAUACUACUAUAAUCAGCGUGUUUGCCUAGAGGGAUAUGGAAAGCAGUACUGCUCUUACUUUGAAUUUUUGCAACUCUUAACUCCUUUCACACCAGACGUUUGUUGACAAUUAAAGGAGAAGUCAACCCGUCAGUUUAAUUAAAUAUUCAGCGUUCAGCAUAACACUUUUCACCUAAAUUUUUCGACAAAUUAUGAUUGUAUGAUUGUAGGACUGGAUCCAGCAGGACCACUCUUUGCUUCAACUCCUCCAGCGGUUCGACUGGAUCCCAGUGAUGCUACAUUUGUUGACGUCAUUCAUACAGAUGCCAAGCGAUGGGGAAUAGAGCAGUCUUGCGGACACAUAGAUUUCUAUCCCAAUGGAGGGGUAGACCAAGUGGGCUGCCUUGAUGUGACCACUGGUAAUUUACUCUCCGGUUCUUUUUCUUCAAAACAAUUUCAGCCAAACUAAAAUAUAAAGGACGAAGGAAUUUGAUUUUACUUUUCACUUAAAUCACUGUAUUGUCUUCAAAAUGUUUUGAAAUUUUAGGUUACUAUCUGCAUCAUGACACACGGCAAGCCCAAAGGAUAUCUCGUCUUAUUGCGUUAAAUAUUUAGAAACAUUAUUGCGCCGUUCUAUCCGCCUGAUCCGUAUCAAGUUACUGAUUUUAGAACUGAUCGUCUGUUUCAGGUUGGGGACCCCUCAAUCCGGUCGUGUGCGAUCACUUUCGCGCCACAGACUAUUUCAUCGAUUCACUGUCACCAAAUUGUACGCAUGCCAUGGAAGGAUUCCCUUGCAGUAACGCUGAUGAUUUUGACCGCGGUCGCUGUCUUAAAUGCAAUGGAACGUGCCCUAUCAUGGGGUACAAAGCUGUGAAGAGUAAAAAUCAUCAGAUUCAUGGCAGCCACUAUUUAUACACUGCAAAAGGCUCUCCAUUUUGCGGUAAAUGC